Molecule: messenger RNA, 1995 nt
Organism: Cynocephalus volans (Philippine flying lemur)
Lineage: Eukaryota; Metazoa; Chordata; Mammalia; Dermoptera; Cynocephalidae
Gene: CTSD
Product: cathepsin D
Exons: 9
Coding region: 95-1318 (407 amino acids)
Biological process (GO): proteolysis
Cellular component (GO): lysosome
Molecular function (GO): aspartic-type endopeptidase activity
Source: RefSeq, a predicted model, not a curated record
CGGUGCAAACAGGCCGGUCAGCUGACCCGGCUCCUGCGCCGCCAGCCCGGCUAUAAGCGCAGCCCCCGCUCCGCUGGGACAGGCCGCCGCCGCCAUGCAGGCCCCCCGCCUCCUGCUGCUCGCCCUCGGCCUGCUGGCCGCGCCCGCCGGCGCCCUGGUCAGAAUUCCUCUGUACAAGUUCACGUCCAUCCGACGGACCAUGUCGGAGGCAGGCGGACCCGUGGAAAAGCUGAUCGCUCCGGGCCCCAUCUCAAAGUACUCCCAGGGGAUGCCCGCCGUGGGCCAGGGGCCUAUUCCCGAGAUGCUGAAGAACUACAUGGAUGCCCAGUACUACGGGGAGAUCGGCAUCGGGACCCCGCCCCAGUGUUUCACAGUUGUCUUCGACACUGGCUCAUCCAACCUGUGGGUCCCCUCGGUCAACUGCAAACUGCUGGACAUCGCCUGCUGGAUCCAUAACAAGUACAACAGCAAGAAAUCCAGCACCUACGUGAAGAACGGCACCACCUUUGACAUCCACUACGGCUCGGGCAGCCUCUCCGGGUACCUGAGCCAGGACACUGUGUCGGUGCCCUGCAAUCCAGCUGUGCGUGGUGUCAGAGUGCAGUGGCAGGUCUUUGGGGAGGCCACCAAGCAGCCGGGCAUCACCUUCAUUGCGGCCAAGUUUGAUGGCAUUCUGGGCAUGGCGUACCCCCGCAUCUCGGUCAACGAUGUGCUGCCUGUCUUCGACAACGUGAUGAGACAGAAGCUAGUGGACAACAACAUCUUCUCCUUCUACCUGAACAGGGACCCAAAUGUGCAGCCUGGAGGUGAAUUGAUGCUAGGCGGUUUCGAUUCCAAGUACUACAAGGGCUCCCUGUCCUAUGUCAACGUCACCCGCCAGGCCUACUGGCAGGUCCGCCUUGACCAGAUGGACGUGGGCAGCGGGUUGACCCUGUGCCAGGGGGGCUGCGAGGCCAUCGUGGACACGGGCACCUCCCUCCUGGUGGGCCCUGUGGACGAGGUGCGCGAGCUGCAGAAGGCCAUUGGCGCCAUACCGCUGAUCCAGGGUGAGUACAUGAUCCCCUGUGAGAAGGUGUCCAGCCUGCCCCCCAUCACCCUGAAGCUGGGUGGCAAAGCCUACAGUCUGUCCGCAGAGGACUACACGCUCAAGGUGUCACAGGGCGGGAAGACCAUCUGCCUGAGUGGCUUCAUGGGCAUGGACAUCCCCCCACCUGCUGGCCCACUCUGGAUCCUGGGUGAUGUCUUCAUUGGCCGUUACUACACGGUGUUUGACCGCGACAACAACAGGGUGGGCUUCGCCGAGGCCGCCAGGCUUUAGCAUGCUCUCCUACCUACCCGCUGGCAGAGAAUUGGAGCAAAGUCCAGCAGGAGGAGGCCGGCCAGUCCCCAGCCCGGUCCCCCCAACCCCACUCACUCACACUUGCACGGCUGCCCACUGCCCAGGCUCUUGGAGGCCGUGGCCCGGCCCGUUGUUCUGUUCUGUGGUUUCCCCUCCCUGUCUGUGUUCUGGAAGGGCAGAGGCUGAUGGGGUGUGUGGAUCUGUUUCCCUCAUUUGGAAGGCCCAGCUGGGUCUUGCUAGCAGAUGAGCACCCCCGGAGCCCCAUCCCCCGGUGUCCACUGGGCUGCACCAGGCAGCUGCCACCUCUUGGAGCUUCCUCCAGAAACCUGCCCUGCCCGAGGGCCCUUCUGCCCAGCCUAGGCUGAAGCCAGGCUCUGCUGCCCCCACCGUCCAUUUGUCCCACCCGUUGAGAAAGGGGUUGCCAAGGCCUGAGGAUAAGCAGGAAGGAUCUGGAAAGAGUGAGAGGGGACAAAAGCCAGCAGGGUCAUUCCAGUGCCUGACCCCAUGGGGGUGGGGGGAGGGUGACAUUUGUUGACUUGGGGGUUGGGGCAGAAGAGCGGGGGAAAGGCGCCAGCCUUCCUCUGUGGCUGAUCUCUGCUGGCCUCUUGGGCGGCCGAGGGCUGAAGUCAACGUGGAAAUACAGCUGCUUAGGCCUC